This is a messenger RNA of Penicillium coprophilum, 699 nucleotides long. RefSeq lists its product as uncharacterized. Bases 1 to 699 code for a protein of 232 amino acids. The record is from RefSeq and is a predicted model, not a curated record. NCBI's taxonomy places the organism in Eukaryota, Fungi, Ascomycota, Eurotiomycetes, Eurotiales, Aspergillaceae. The transcript has 3 exons.
AUGUAUAUCCCAAAUCUGUCCCUCAUUCCACCACUUGCUAGUACCACCAUGCAUAUUGUCAACGUUGCCGCUUUUGCCUGCGCUGUAAUCAGUGCCAGCGCAUUCGAAUUCCCUGACUUUGUUCCUCUGCACAAACGCCAGGAACCCGGAACAGCUGCGUACGAUUGUCACGCCGACUGCGGCGGCGUAAUUCUCGCCGGCCGUAGUGACGGAUACUGUGACGCCGCCGAUUUCAAGUCGCAGCUGACCGAUUGUUUGAACUGUGCUGUUGAGUUUGAGAUUUGGAAAUACUAUGGCGAUUCUGUGUCCAAGGCUGCUGCUGGCUGUGGAUUGGAUGCCACCCCGGUCGAUUCAUCGUCCACCUCGGUCGAAACAUCUUCCGCUACCACCUCUGUCGGAGCGACUACUACCAAGUCUGCACAUGAGGAGUCCCAUGAUUCUGCUGUGACUACAGAAGUGGCAACCACCUCUACUGGUACUUUGGCUCAUACCACGAUCGCCUCAACUUCCGUGAGCCCCCAUCAUGUUUCUGGUUCUUCUCACCCGGCGUCACUGAUUCCUUCGGCAACGCCUACUGCAAGCUUGACUGCUAGCACUCCUUCCUCGUCUCCCCUCUAUUCUGGUGGCGCUUCGAUUAAUACGGGUAGUGGACUUGUGUCUGUUGCUUUGGUUGGCUGUGUCAUUGCAGCCUUCUUGUAA